Oncorhynchus kisutch (coho salmon) is the source of this 7877-nucleotide messenger RNA. RefSeq names its product SAM and SH3 domain-containing protein 1. The transcript has 20 exons. The record is from RefSeq and is a predicted model, not a curated record. Lineage: Eukaryota; Metazoa; Chordata; Actinopteri; Salmoniformes; Salmonidae. Gene Ontology annotation, molecular function: protein binding. Bases 939 to 5078 code for a protein of 1379 amino acids.
GAGACUGCUCGUUUAAACUGUAUGAAAGGCAGAUGAAAUGAGCUCCCGGGAGCAUCUUUCUCUGCCUCUCGUGGUAAAUUUAGGACUCCGUGUGGGGGGGAUUCGUUGACGGUGACAGGUUGUAAAAGAAGGAAUUCCAUCACUAUUUUUAAAGUCACACGCGGAUCUGGGGGCGUGGAAGGCUGAGCACACAGACCAUUUGGCUCGUGGAACACCACAUUGAAAGUGGUUUAGCCUAUGUGGAUUGUUGUACCCGCUCUAGCUGCUUGUAGUGCUCCAGCAUACCCAAAACCAUUUGGACACAACACGGUUCGUGCGGUCGUGCUCAUUGGUACGGUAUUACUUUGUUUUCAAAUGAUAUUUUCUGUAAAUUUCCCAUCCGUGGAAAAGCCUACGGCAAUACUUUCUAAUCCGACUGUAUGGAACAUUUUUAUUUUUUAUUUUUAACCAAUCAUGUUCUCUGCCUAAAGCUAUUGUUUAUGGUGACCACUUGUGAGCCAGGCAUGUCAAUAUGGACGAGUAACAUCGAUGGCGAAAUGACACCGGGGAUUUAAUAGCUGUCACCGCAGCCACUGAAAUCAUAUCCUGCAAAUAUUGGCAGGUGACAAAUUCACCUGGAUGUCAGCCUACUUCUUUUCACUGACCCUUUUCAACAGACGGGGUUAUUGUAUAUAGCACAGGGACCGCACAUCUUCCAUAUUCCCUAAAGGAAACAAUAAGAUUUUGAACUGCAUACUGUUUAUUGGGAUUGAGUCAUGGAUUACAACAUUUGCAUUGUCCAUUCUUCGCGUGUUCUCGAUGCUUAGACCGCAUUAUUUGCGAACAGAUUUGGUGAUUUUCAUUUGUAUUUAACAAUGAGAUUUCAAAUCCGUUUGGGAAAGUAGUUAUAGGUGAAGUGUUCUGUUCUGCAUUCUCUACAUUACUUACAACACCCAAACAUGACAAGCACCGGACCCGUUAUCGUGUUUGAGUGGCUGAAGACCCUCCAGCUCUCUAUGUAUGUGGAGUCCUUCGUGGAUAACGGCUACGAUGAUCUGGAAGUUUGCAAACAAAUUGGGGACCCCGACCUGGAUGCUAUCGGUGUAUACAUACCGCACCACCGGCAACGGAUCCUUGACGCGGUGCAAAGGCUGAAAGACGAGGAUAAGGAAACUGCGGCGGGGCUGUAUUUUACGCUUGAGCCGAUGCCCCCCGCGUCUGAAAUGUACACCAGGCAUCUGGUGGACCAGUACGAUUCCAAACUGCGGGCGUCCAAGUCUUGGACCGAAUCGAACAGUGACCGGGUGGGGGGAAAAGGGGGCGCGUAUCUGGGCGCACAGAGGAACCUGACGCUUGGCAAGCGGAGGGAGUUGGUGAUUUACCCCAAAUUGAAGCUGAAGAUCAUGAUUAGAGAUAAACUAAUCAAAGAUGGAGUCAACCUCGCCAGGCCGCCAUACUCAAACAAGGAUGGUUCUCUGGGGAACAUUGAUGACCUGGCCCAGGAGUACUCAGAGUACUACAACACCUCAUUCAGUGACGUAAGCGACCGCAUGGAGGAGCUACGCAAGAGACGUGUGUCCCAGGACCUCGACAUGGAGAACGUUGACACAAGCUCCACCUCCCCGCAGCUUCGCUCAGAGAUCCAAGAGUCCCUUGGCUUCAGCAGUGAGGUGUCCACUCCAGAGACAGAGAGAAAGAUGUCUCUGCAGAAGUCCAGCUCUGAAGACGGAGGCAAAUGGGACAAUAAGAAGAAGAACAAGUCCUUCUGGCAGAACUUUCGCAAGACAUCACAGAAGGGAGUCAUGCGGCAGACUUCGAAAGGAGAGGACAUAGGCUACGUGGCCAGUGAGAUCACCAUGAGUGACGAAGAGCGCAUCCAGCUGAUGAUGAUGGUGAAGGAGAAGAUGAUCACUGUUGAAGAGGCUUUAGCUCGGCUGAAGGAGUAUGAGAGCCACAGCAGACAGUCCAGCAGUACUGACACUGCAGAGUGGACUGACGGCUCCAGUCCCAAUCUAAACCAGUCCUCUAACUGCAACUCUCGGGAGCAGUCUGAUGAUGAGCAGUCAGAGGACUCUGUGAAGUUCAAACGGCUCCACAAGCUGGUCAACUCUACCCGCCGUGUCAGGAAGAAACUCAUCAAGGUGGAAGAGGGGAAGAGACCCAUCUCCGAAGAUUCUUUGAGACUGGAGGUGUCUUCGACCUGUGAGGACAACACAGCCCUGUACACAGGGGUCCUGAAGAAGUCCAGCCUGCCCCAGGAUGCCUCCCUGUCCUCCCUGACCCAGGACCAGCUCUCUCUGGACGGGGACACAGACAGCCUGACCACCUCCCCUUCCUCCAGCAGCCUGGACACCACCUGGUCCGGACACAAGCUGGUCAAGACCUUUUCUAAGUCCAGCAGCACCCACGGCCUCAUCCGACCCCCCAGGAAAGUCCCUGCUGGGUCUGGGCGUCUGGGAGCCGUCGGGGUGGAAGAUAGUGGUUCCUCCUUCUCUGAGCUGGACGGCUGUGGAGCCGAGGAAGAAGAGAAGGUGUCGUGCUCCAUGACGGAGGGCGAGAUGAGGAAAGCCAUGACCUCUCUCUCCCACGGGAGGACGUGUAGUUUCGGAGGGUUUGACCUGUCCAACCGGUCACUCCAUGUGGUCAGUGCAGGCUCGGAGCCCAAUAGUAAGUAUCCAGAGGCUGUAUACCGGGAGGUAGUCAAGUCUCCCACGACGUCUCGUAUCUCUCUGGGGAAGAAGGUCAAGUCUGUAAAAGAAACCAUGAGGAAACGGAUGUCCAAGAAGUACAGCAGCUCACUGUCUGAACAGUCGAGCCCAGAUGGGGCACCCAGCUCCCCCCAGUCCCCCCAGCCAGACACAGAUUCCCUGGAGAAACCCAAACUGAAGGCUGGAGGAUCAGUGGAGAGCCUCCGGAGCUCCCUCAGCGGACAGAGCUCCAUGAGUGGUCAGACGGUCAGCACCACAGACUCGUCAGCCAGUAACAGAGAGAGUGUCAAGUCUGAGGAUGGAGAUGACGAGGAGCCUCCCUACAGAGGGCCCUUCUGUGGCAGAGCACGAGUACACACUGACUUCACCCCUAGCCCCUACGAUUCAGAUUCCCUCAAACUAAAGAGAGGGGAUGUGAUUGACAUCAUCAGUAAGCCCCCCAUGGGGACAUGGAUGGGUCUGCUCAACAACAAGGUGGGCACCUUUAAGUUCAUCUAUGUGGACGUGCUGAGUGAGGAGGAGGAGAAGCCCAAGAGACCCGUCAGAAGGAAGAGGAAGGGCAGACCUCCCAAACCCACCUCUGUAGAGGAGCUGCUCGAACGCAUCAACCUCAAGGAGCACAUGCCUACCUUCUUAUUCAACGGCUAUGAGGACCUGGACACCUUCAAGCUGUUGGAGGAGGAGGAUCUAGAUGAGCUCAACAUCAGAGACCCUCAACACAGAGCUGUGUUGCUCACCGCCGUGGAGUUACUGCAGGAGUAUGACAGCAGCAGUGAACCGGAGCGUAGCGGCCUGUCAGGCUCUCAGGAGAAGCUGCUGUCAGAGGGCCACGGCCUGGUGGGCGACUCGCCACGUGACUCUGGCUGCUACGAAAGCAAUGAGAACCUGGAGAAUGGCAAGAGCAGAAAGACAUCUCACUCCAACCGCUCCUCUGUGGGCCUCCAGUCCCCAGACUACCCCACCCUGCCCAUGACCCAGUCCACUGAGGCCCUGCAGCAGAGCAAGAUGGAGCGCACAGUCAACUUCACCAAGCACUUCUUCCUCAAGCCCACCUUGAGGGGCUUGAGCAUGCUGGGGCUGAGGAAGGGCCCCCGCCAGACCCCCAUGCCAGCCAGUCUCAGCUGUGAGGACCUGGACGGGCCACUGGAUGCCACCAGCCUCCAGGCCUGGAAGAGAUCCCACUCCCUGGGGGACCUCCACUGGGAACAGGCCUUCCACCAGAAGAAGGACCACAGCCUGGAACCCAAGCCCGCUAAUGGUGGCUCCAAGUUGGGCACCACCAGCCCAGUGAAGGGCCUCCAGGCUCAUGGAGAUAGGGGUUCACCACCGGCUCAGAAUGGGGGGAUUGCUGUGAGCCCUAAAGGACAAUCUGACCUCCCCCCUGUGCCCUCCCAGCUGCCCCUCAGACCACCCUGUUCCAUUGCCUUGCUUCCCCAGCCCCAGAAAAGCCUGCCCAACCUGAUCUCCAGUCCUCCCGAAACCCUGCUGGGGGAGAGAAGCAUCUGGACUCACCCCAAAAAGCCCCCAGUGCCCCCUCCUGUCCCAAUCAAGAAGUCCAAAGAGUGCCUAGCCAAUGGGAUGUGCCACCCCUCUCUUGUGCUCUCCUCCCCAACUCAUUCCUAUUCCUCCACCAACUCUCAUCCCCCCAGCCCUGUCAUCAACAGCCCCAGUUCCAGGGCUCCAGCCCUCCCCAGUAAGGCCUCUAGUACCCAUAUCUCCCCCUCUCCAGCCAGCCCUACUCCAGCCUCCCCUGCCUCCACCACCACCCCCUCUCUAGAACCAGAGGAACCAGGCACACCCCCGGCCGUGCCCCCUCCUUGGCUGUCUGACCUGCCUGAGUCGGCCUGCCCUCAGGCUCAGAUCCAGGGGGGUAGUGGCAAGAUGACGGUGGCCAGGAAGGUGUCCCAUGUUAAGAUGGCCGUCGAUCUCAACACCGUGCUGGAGCAGAGGCUGGAGGCCGAGGGCAUUGACCUCACAGAGGAACCCUACUCAGACAAGCAUGGUCGGUGUGGUAUCCCCCAGCCCCUGGUGCAGCGCUACAGUGAAGACCUGGAGCAGCCAGUGAAAGAUGUUGCCCCCGCCAUAGACCAGGUCCGCCUCAAGCUGCUCCGCAAGCAGCACCGCAUGGCUAUCCCGUUUGGAGGUUUAACAGAGAUGUGCAGGAAGCCUCUCUCCCCCGGUCACUUGAGCACCGUCUCUGAUUGGUUGGUGUCCAUCGGCCUGCCCAUGUACGCCACGUACCUGGAAGCAGCAGGAUAUGACACGUUGGGGCACGUGUCAUCUCUCACAGAGAGCGUUGUGUGGGAGGCGGGGGUGAGGGACGAGAGACACGCCCGUAGACUGGUCAGCGAGGCCCGUUUGGUCAGCGCACACAGAGAUGCACAGUCAUAACUGUGACAGUGGAAUCAAUGCAGGUGAAACUCGGAAAGUUGAACAGCUAUGUCAUGGCUGUCUGCUCUGUUGACAUAGUUGAGACUGAAACACAGUUGCAAAUAAAUGCAGAACUGAAUAACUGUGCAAGUGACCACAGCACAGCUUUCAACAGCUAUUGAGGCUUUUGACUGGACUGCGGAUGGCACGCUGUUGCAGCCCAGCCCACACCUGAAACUUAAGAGCAGAAAACCUGUUCCCCCAUGUCUUUAUCAAUCUAUUUCUGUCUUGUUUACGGUGAAAUUGUUCCCGACUGUCGAGAACAGUUAUCAGAUGCCUUUAUCUCUCUCUCCCUCUCUCUCUCUCUCUCCCUCUCUCUCUCUCCCUCUCUCUCUCCCUCUCUCUCUCCCUCUCUCUCUCCCUCUCUCUCUCCCUCUCUCUCUCCCUCUCCCUCUCUCCCCCUCUCUCCCUCUCUCCCUCUCUCCCUCCCUCUCCAGUCGUAUAACUCAAGACUGAGAAGUACUGCCUUGAAGGAAAAAUAGCACAGUCUCCCUUUUUUAUUUUUUAGGUUUGACUUCAUAUAAAGGUAUAUAAGUGCUUAAUUUUCUGCUCUUGUGUGAGACAAAAGCACAGGAGAGUAAUAAGAAUAUGUAGCUUGGCCAAAGCAAUUUCUUUCAAAUCAAACCAAAUCAAACACUAUUUGUCACAUGCACCGAAAAUAACAAGUGUAUAUUUUAACGUGGAAUGCUUACUUACAAGCCCUUAACCAACAGUGCAGUUCAAGAAGAAUUAAGAAAAUAUUUACCAAGUAGACUCAAAUAAAAGUAAUAAUAAAAAGUAACACAAUAAGAAUAAUGAGGCUAUGUACAGGGGGCACUGGUAUUUCAAUGUAAAUUUUUACUUUUGUUGUUAAUCCCAUUGCCAAAUGCUAUAGCAAGACUGGACAAUGGGUUUUCUUGCAGUUAAUCAACUAAAACAUUACACAAAACAUGACAUAGGCAAACAAUGCUGUUGUAUUGGGAUUUCAAAUCCUAAUUUUCUAUCAUGCUAUAGUGUUUUUGUAAUAUACUGUACCAUAUAUUCUAAUUUCAAGGUGUUUUUACAGUAUGUGUGUUCAAUAGUAUUUGUUUGUCUGCUUUGUGGAAUGUCAAUGUCUGAAAUGUCUUCAGACCAUCUCAGUUAAUGUAACUAGACAGUCAGACAGAUAUCGAUAUGAUUAUAUUGCAGAUUUCAAAACAUAUCUUAAUUGCAUUUAAUCCUCCAAUAUGUAGGUCCUUACAGUAAGGCUGUCUACACAGUACCGCUCUAAUCAUCUUUUCCUUUGCAGACUCCAUAUGUCUAAACGAGCUCAUUUUAAGUUGCCUUACCAUUAUGUAAAGAAAACAGUUCGAUAAACAUCUAUUCAUGUACUCAGCAUUAUAAAUAGGCAUUUCAACCCCCAUCCACAUUCCCUUUGACUAAGGCCUGAUUUUUUUCACAGCCUCACCAGGCCUAUAUGUUUUGAAUGUGCAAAGGCUUGUAACGACGGUGAUUGUUAGUUGCACACACACACACACACACACACACACACACACACACACACACACACACACACACACACACACACACACACACACACACACACACACACACACACACACACACACACACACACACACACACCACACACACACACGUUUAGCUGCCUGCAGAUGUAUGGGAUCAAAGUACACACAUUAGCAGCCACAUAGCUCAACUGGUGGUUUCCUUGUUAAGCACAGAUGUUAAUCCACAGGAAGUCUGAUUUAAACAUAGUGUCCCCAUAUUCAACAGCCGGCCACAGCACCACUCAGUACUACAGUCUUAGAGAGAGACACAGUCAGGGAGGACAGAUGAGAUUGUGAGAUGGUCACCUCACCUCUGUAGGGACGUACUGAAUCCCCAUUCACUGAAACAGCAGGCCAGACCUGUGAGUCCCUAGCAGUGGAUUCCUAGUCCAAGCUUGGUGUGAGUGGAUCCACCCACGUAAUGUCAUUCUACUUGUGUGAGGUCUUCAUAUUGCAAACAAUUAUCCCUAGCUCUCGGGUUUCAAAAUAAAAGUUGGACAGAGUGGUGUAAACAUCGGGGAGGCUUUUGCAGUGGACACUCGAAAGAAGUUUGAUGCCUUUUCUCUUCAAUCAUAGUGGUGCUCCAGGUUAGUAGUGGUAGGGGGAGUUUUUCAAGAAACAAAAAUACCUAACAUUGAAGAUUUUUUUGUAAAGAAAAAAUAUUGUCACUGUAAAAUGCACUUUAGAAAGUAAAUUAGAAAAUUCACGCAAAAUUUGCAAAAUUUUCUUUAAGUCCAUAAGCGGACAUUUCUUUUCAGGUAAGGUAAAGGGUUUGAAUGGGUUAAACUGGGAUUUAGUUAUCUUAGUAUUGAGUUCCCAAUGCCAAGUUAAUGUACAAAUGUAAUUAAUAAUCAUUCAUGAAUUAACCUGUUCCAAUGACUUAACUUCCAAUUUGUUUUUGCAAUCGUACAAAAAAAAACAUAAUUACAUAAAUGAAAUGAUUAACAAGAGUUGCACAUUCUGUAUAUGUUAUUUGGUAUUUAAAUAACUUAUUUUGGGGCUUUUCAUAUCAACUGUAAUUAUUAGCUGUACUAUACACAUAGCAAUACCUUCCUGCAUAUUGCUUUAGCUAGUGAAAAGCUACAGUGUGUAAUGUAAAGUAUAAGUGUACAAAUUAUUUUCUUUGGUUUCAACUAUCUAAUGAUUGUCUAUAAAGAUUUGCUUGUGUAUUGAAACAAAAAAUGAUGUCUAUAACUAUGUAAUUCUGAAAUAUAAUAAAAACCAUUUCUUGCCA